CCGCCUGCCCGGCCGGGGCGGGCGCUGUGGCGGGCUCGCAGCGAUGGCGGCGGCCGAGGUGGCGCGGCAGGGUGAAGGCUGUCGCACUGUCCCGCUUUCUGGACACGUAGGAUUUGACAGUUUGCCUGACCAGCUGGUUAAUAAGUCAGUUAAUCAUGGGUUUUGUUUCAACAUCCUGUGUGUGGGGGAAACUGGCCUUGGUAAGUCCACCCUCAUGGACACACUUUUCAACACCAAGUUUGAAGGUGACCCAGCAUCUCACUCACAGCCUGGGGUCCAGCUGAAAUCCAAUACCUACGACCUGCAGGAGAGCAAUGUCAACCUUAAACUGACUAUUGUGAGCACAGUGGGCUUUGGAGAUCAGAUCAACAAAGAGGACAGCUAUAAGCCCAUCGUUGAGUUCAUUGAUGCUCAGUUUGAAGCCUACUUGCAAGAAGAACUGAAGAUAAAAAGGGUCUUGCACAACUACCAUGACACCCGGAUCCACGCUUGCUUGUACUUCAUUGCUCCGACAGGCCACUCGCUGAAAUCCCUGGACUUGGUAACAAUGAAAAAGCUUGACAGCAAGGUGAACAUCAUUCCCAUCAUUGCCAAAUCUGAUGCCAUUUCCAAGAGUGAGCUGACCAAAUUUAAAAUUAAAAUCACAAGCGAACUGGUCAGUAACGGGGUUCAGAUCUACCAGUUCCCAACAGACGAUGAAUCAGUGGCGGAGAUAAAUGGGACGAUGAAUGCCCACUUGCCGUUUGCAGUGAUCGGGAGCACGGAGGAGCUGAAAAUAGGAAACAAAAUGAUGAAAGCUCGUCAGUACCCCUGGGGCACAGUGCAGGUGGAGAAUGAAGCUCACUGUGAUUUUGUGAAGCUGCGGGAGAUGCUGAUCCGCGUGAACAUGGAAGACCUUCGUGAACAGACCCACACACGCCACUAUGAGCUGUACCGGCGAUGUAAGCUGGAAGAGAUGGGUUUCAAGGACACCGAUCCAGACAGCAAACCCUUCAGCUUACAAGAAACUUAUGAAGCCAAAAGAAAUGAGUUUCUGGGGGAACUGCAGAAAAAGGAAGAGGCAAUGAGGCAAAUGUUUGUCCAGAGGGUCAAGGAAAAAGAAGCAGAGCUGAAGGAGGCUGAAAAAGAGCUGCAUGAAAAGUUUGAUCGCCUGAAGAAGUUACAUCAGGAUGAAAAAAAGAAGCUAGAGGAUAAAAAAAAGUCUCUGGAUGAUGAAGUAAAUGCAUUUAAACAAAGGAAGACAGCAGCUGAAUUGCUCCAAUCUCAGGCUCAGCAGGCUGGAGGAUCGCAAACUCUUAAAAGAGAUAAGGAAAGAAAAAAUUCGGGUUUCCUGUAGAACCUUUCCCUUCACACCAGAAGUGAAUGCGCCCACAUUUGGUUAACAUGCAGCUAUGCCAUUGUGCCUGUUUGCUCACCUUUACUCAUUGCUCCCUUCCUGCGCUCACCAUUUUGUUUUAAGCAAGAGUCCACAGCCUUGGCUGUUCUGGGUUAUCAUUGUUCUUGUGAAGAACUCGGCAAUAGCCUACGCGGAACUGGCAAGAGAUGCUCAUUGCUGAUCCCUCUUCCCCUUCGGGCAGCAGCAGGCUGCCGAGCACUCGUAGGGCUAGUGUCCCCUCUUCUCAGUUGCUCGGCUUUUUCUCUUCCCUCCGUUUUGUGUGAGGGCUGCAUGGUAAGAGAGCGCGGCUGCUUGGUGGUGUUGCAUUUAGCCCCUGUCCUGGGACCGCUGUGAAUGCAACCCGACGCUGCCGUGGGGUGGGAUGCGCUGUCUCAAGAGACUGGCUGCCCUCUCCCCUUUUUAACUUACUGUAUCUAACCCCUCGUUACCCCCCUGUGCUGCCAUCUGUGACUCAAAUAAUUUUAAAGGACUUUUUGCAAAACUUGACAUCCUCACAGGCGUGGGCCUGAGUCCAAACCUCUAGUCCCCAGGCUUGAGGGAUUCUCAAACUUGGAUCCACGGUUUGCAACUAAGUGUUCUCUGAAUGCUGCAGGGGUCACGAAGGAUCUCUUGCCUUGUCUCCCUCUCGGUGUGCUGGCCUGGAUGCACAUCCUGGAUCCAAUCUCAGGGAAAGCCGGUCACCUUGCUGUACAUAUCAGUGUUUGUGAAGAAAGACGAUAAUGUUUCUUUGACUUUCUUCUCAGUAAUUCCAACAAUUUCUGGUUUUAAUGCAAAAAGUAUUACCUUUAUUUUUGUUUUUAUUUGGCAUCUGUUUAGAAGCGUACAGAUGCUGGCAGGUUGCUUCUUGUAUUUUCUGUUCAGCAAAAGCCUUGUUUUACUGCAAGAUUCGCACUAAAAAGGCGGGUGUUUUGCUCACUGCGGCCAGUUCACUCUAGCCAAGUGCAACUGCGGUUUGCCUGCAGCUGUCUUCUUUGUGUAUUUCUGGAUGAGUUUUGUUUUUAAAUAAAGACUUCAUCAGACAGUGAAUUCUGGUUAACAUUUACUUCUUUUGUUUUUUGUUUUCUUUGCCCUUCUUUUACAGUAACCCAUGGCUCUGUACUGAGUAAUUACCCCUGAAUACAAUGGGCUGGAAUGGACCUUCAUUUACUUGUUAAAUCGGAGGGUCUAAUAAAACGUGACAGCAUUUCAGCUGUGACCUUUCCAUGGUGUUACCCUUGCUCUCUCCUAUAUCCUCAUUGUGAUGCUGUCUUUACUAUGUACUGGUGGUUAUUGCUUUUAUUAAACAAUGUAAAAUUACUCCUAACAAGGUUUUGGAUGCUGCAACUUCAAAUCCUACCAUUUCUUUUUUUCCCCUGCAAUUAAUGGAUUCCCCUUUCUCCUGACCCCUCUCCAUCCAGUUAAAUAAGCGAUGUGGAAAUAAGUUCUGUGAGUUAUUUUUGCUGGCGAAAUAACAAUGCAGUUUAAAUGUAUUUAUUGGUGACAUUAAAUUGACAACACCACCUUAGUUUAAUUAUCGCAUAGUUAAGAGAGAAAAAAACCUCUUUUCUCUUUAUACUUGGUGUCAUUUUCAUGACAUCAUCUAUCUUUUUUUAUUUGCUUUUAUUUUUUCUUUUGCUAAUUCAUGCUGCCUGAAGACUAGCGUUUAAUCGUCAUUUCCAUUUCAGACUUGCUUGUUGCAACCCUGAUCCUUCAGUCGCGCUGUGUGCAGGCUAAGCUCUCUGUACGUGGGUGAAUCCACACGUCCUGACCCCGCUGAAAGAUCAGGAUGCAUGCUGCCAAAUAUAGUUUCAACAAAAACCCUUCAAAUCCUGGGUUUUUGGAAGAUGAGCACACCUCAGACCUAGCCGUGAUAGGUAAUGCUGGUUUUAGUGCAAGCCGCUGCUGAGAAUUUUGCUAGAAAGGUGGUCUGGGUGAUGGUAAAGCCUCACAGACAGUUUCUGCCUAUAACGUGUUAGUCCGGCUAGCUGCUCACGGCAGCAGCAAACCUCAGCAGUGCCCCAGCUCAAACAAUGGUCUGGCCUCCAUUUCCAGCAAUUAAGGCAGUUAAAACUCUUGAUUGCAAUUUUUUUUCUCAGGUAUUCUGUUUCACCAUAAAUACAAUUUUAUUUCCCAUAAAAGUCUUUGGCUGUUUUGUGGUUUGUUGUUUUGGUUUUUUUAAAAACAAGUUAAAAUAAUUUCAAUAUUUACUUCUUCCUCUACUGUCGAAUGUCAGCCUGCUCCCCAAACCAGUCAGUAUCAGUCUGUCAAUGAUUUCUGGAUUAUCUGCUAAAAGAACCGUUUAAUGUGGCUUUUCUUUAACCAUACUGCAGGUCACUGGCUGUUCUUCCUGACCAUUUGCCUUAUUAGAAUGUUAUUUAAAGUUACCUAAAGUCUUUUUAAAGACUUUAAAGAAAAAAAGCUUUUUACUUGUGUGAUUUUCAAGUACUUGAGGUACCACAAGGAGGUUCCAUCUCUCCUCUGUCAGCUGUUUUCACGUUGCAUCUCUUUUUCCUGCUAUUUGAAUGCCUUUCUCUUUUUUGCUAAUCUUCUGGUUUUUUCUUUUUCCCCUUUUCUCUCUCUGUAGCUUUUUUUAAUCUGUCUUCGCCAGCUGCACUGGGUCUGAGGGAGAAGACUGCCACUUCUAGAAGAGUUUAAGGGUCUUAUGUUUGGGGAGGGGGGGAAACAAAUCUUCAGUGUUAGUGUCUUGGAAAGAAGCUUUUACUGACUUGCAUGGUAUCUAAAAAUUGAAGCGUCUUGUAAUUUGUGUGACAAGACAGGGUAAUAUGGGGGGAACUGAUUGUUUACCUGGAAUUUUGCAGAGCAACAGAAAUGUGACAUUUGGACUAACAACGUAGCGAAUACAUUUUCAAACAUUGUUACGGGCAUAUUUUUUUUUUCUAAUUUUGUCUUUAAUAAUAUAAAUGUCAUGGGCUUCCACGAGGUGUGAAGCCUAAGGAGUAUUUUCAAUAUGCUGUUGUUUGAUUGGUUUUGGAAACGGUGCAUUCAGAGUCCAAGGAAAUAUAAAACAUGGUGCAAUUUGCUCUGUUGGCAGCCACAAAAAUAUUUAACAAAAAAAUAAAGUAAGAACUGUGUGUUUUCAUUGGUGUCCUCCUGUGUCUCACCACCUUAUUAAACAAGCUCCAUCUGCUGGUGGAUGUGGAUUGAGUGGUACUUUUUUUUUUUUUAACUAAAUGUCUUGUUCUUUAAAGUUAGAAAAAAAGUGAGCAGUAUCAGGAGGGAGAGGCAAUGCUGACAGCUGGUACAAUAAUUAUAAUAGCGAUCCAUCCGAAUCCCCGGUGAGUAGGGUGCGGUGUCCGUAGAGUGUGCUGGAGCCAGCCCUCGCACUUCCCGCUCCUCCGCGUGGUCCGCUCGCUCGCUGCAUGCUUUUCCCAGCUGCCAUCUUCUCUCCCCCCCUCCUGGUUUUGUUUCCUUUUUACAAACGGGAAGCGUGCGAGAAGUUGUACAUUUACAUGACAAACAUUGAAGAACCAGCACUGUUUAGCCUGACACCUUUCUAACUUUAAUGUAAAUUUUAAAUAAAAAGUACAAAAGCC
Molecule: messenger RNA, 4929 nt
Organism: Grus americana (Whooping crane)
Lineage: Eukaryota; Metazoa; Chordata; Aves; Gruiformes; Gruidae
Gene: SEPTIN6
Product: septin 6
Exons: 10
Coding region: 44-1336 (430 amino acids)
Biological process (GO): cilium assembly; cytoskeleton-dependent cytokinesis
Cellular component (GO): microtubule cytoskeleton; septin complex; cell division site
Molecular function (GO): GTP binding; GTPase activity; molecular adaptor activity
Source: RefSeq, a predicted model, not a curated record